CCAGGCGACAAACUGACGUCUUUGUCAUUUCGGUCUCCCUAACUGUCCGUACAGGGAUUUUUAACACAGGUUUUGAUAUCGUCAUUAAAAAUGUCCAUCAAAAAUGUUACUUUUCAGACACAAUUGGUGUCCAUCAUGGAGAUAUUGGGUAAAGCGGCAGUGGCUGAAAUUAGCAGACGUGUCCGUUUGGAAAUGUCGCAAAGUCAGAGGGAGAUCGAGGCGCUGAAGAGGAAACUGCACGUCUUGGAGAGGGAGAUUAUCAGGACGCGGCGGAGAAAAGCAGAGAGAGUGUUUGGGCAGGGGUGGAGCUUUGGUGUGUGGAGAGAUGGAGAGGCCACCGCUGUGGAAGAGGAGAGCACUCCUCUGCAGUCCGUCAUGAGGGAGGAGUCUGCAGACACAGAGGAGAACACGCCUGAAUCACUACUUAUCAAGGAGGAGAGACUGGAAGACAACUUGUGGAGCAGGGACCCACAGCCCACACCUGCUGAGGAGCAAGUAGCACAGCCCACACCUGCAGAAGAACAGGUGACACAGCCCACACCUGCAGAAGAUCCAGAGGAGAAAAAGCCCCCACAUUCAGAAGGUCCAGCAGAGCAGGUCACACAGCCCACACCUGCAGAACACCCAAAAAAGCAUGUAACCCAGCCCACACCUGCAGAAGAACAGGUGACACAGCCCACACCUGCAGAAGAUCCAGAGGAGCUCAGUGAGAAGCGCAGGUGUGGACACAGUGAGGAAGACCUCAGUGGACUGGAGUUUGUGGUGAAGGUGGAGCAAGAGGAAGAGCAUGUAGCCCAGAGACUCAGUCAGACAGGAUGUGAACACAGUGUAGGAAGACUGAACAAUCUGGACUCUGAGUAUGUAACGUACGAGAGAGACGGUCAGCUGUGGACUUCCUUCACACCAGGCGACAGUGACAUAGAGACUGAUGAUCCAGUUUGUGAUAAUGCUACAGAGCAAUACUCACAGAGUCUGCCGGUUCACACAGAGCUUCAGCAUGCCCCUGCUGCAGAUGCAGCUUCUGCUAACAGUCUCUGCUCUUUAGAAUCUCUUGCUGCCCAACCACAAGUCACUCUGUUGAGUUCAGCACCCAGAAAUGAGGAGGUAGAGACACGGUAUCUGCAGAGUGAAGAAACAGGAUCACUGAUUAGUGAAAUACAACAGGGUCAAACCAGAGAGAGACUUCUGCCCUCAGUGAAGAGAGAGAGUCAGACAUUACAGGCCAGGCAGCAGCUACACGGACCCUCAGCAAAACUAAUGAGACUUAACCGCCUGAACCCCGAGGUCAGUACCGUUUGA
Messenger RNA from Megalops cyprinoides (Indo-Pacific tarpon), 1299 nucleotides. RefSeq names its product fibrous sheath CABYR-binding protein-like. NCBI's taxonomy places the organism in Eukaryota, Metazoa, Chordata, Actinopteri, Elopiformes, Megalopidae. Bases 91 to 1299 code for a protein of 402 amino acids. The record is from RefSeq and is a predicted model, not a curated record. The transcript is spliced from 4 exons.